Molecule: messenger RNA, 897 nt
Organism: Melampsora larici-populina 98AG31
Lineage: Eukaryota; Fungi; Basidiomycota; Pucciniomycetes; Pucciniales; Melampsoraceae
Exons: 6
Coding region: 1-897 (298 amino acids)
Biological process (GO): carbohydrate metabolic process
Molecular function (GO): carbohydrate binding; isomerase activity
Source: RefSeq, a predicted model, not a curated record
AUGCCGAUUAUUCGUAACGAGUCUGAUGUCGUGAUUAGGUUGCUCAAAUCGCAAGCAAAGAUAGCUUUACAUGGCGCUCACGUUUACUCCUGGACUAUCGAUGAUGAGGAACAAUUAUUCAUGUCUUCCGCUACCACUAUCACUGGACCAGCAGCGAUCCGCUCAGCAAAAAGGAAACUAUGCUCACGUUCGAACUUGAUGGUGCUGGGGGCAGAGGUGGUAUUCCUAUCUGCUUUCCAGCAUGAGCCAUUCCAAAACCUCAAACAACAUGGUUUUGCGCGAAAUUUGUCGUGGGUCUUUGAUGGUGCCGAUGAGGAAGCUGAUUCAAUCCAGGCAAGAUUUAGUCUGGCGACCAGUCCCGAGAUCCAAAAAGUUUUUCUACCAGCCUUUGUGUGCAGGUACACUGUCACAAUAUCUGGAAACAGCCUGAGAACCACAUUACAAGUUACGAACCCAAGCGAAUCGGACUUCAACUUCCAAGCCCUUCUGCACACUUAUCUUCGCCUCCCAUCUGAGUGUCCACCAGCCGAUGUCCUUGUCGGUUCACUCAAGGGGCUCUCGUUCGCGGACAAAGUUGCGGGCGGGAAAGUCAGUGAGGAGAAGCGGGAAAAGCUAGACUUCAAGGAGGGCGAGGUUGAUAGAGUUUAUGAUCAUGUUCCUGAUGCCAUUGAGGUAAAAAUGGGCAACAAGAAGGUCAUAGACAUGAAGACCAUAUCUCUACCUAACUUGACAGUUUGGAAUCCUCAUCAAGAAAAAAGUGAUGCCAUGGGUGAUAUGGAAAAAGACGGCUGGAAAAGAUUCGUUUGCAUUGAGCCUGGCCACACCAGCUUUGUAAAAUUAAGUCCUAAGGCAUCAUGGACCGGCGAACAACUAUUGACCGCUAAAAUGAUUGAAUGA